Messenger RNA from Xiphophorus maculatus (southern platyfish), 733 nucleotides. RefSeq lists its product as uncharacterized. NCBI's taxonomy places the organism in Eukaryota, Metazoa, Chordata, Actinopteri, Cyprinodontiformes, Poeciliidae. The record is from RefSeq and is a predicted model, not a curated record. The transcript is spliced from 3 exons. Bases 20 to 733 code for a protein of 237 amino acids.
CUUGGCUUCCAGCAGCUUGAUGCACCUGAUCAACCAGGUAACCAGCGUCGCAGCGCGUUUCCCUCCAUCGCGUUUUCCUGUGAAGAGACGCAGCAGAGACGGGGGACGGACGUCCACAUGGACUGUCCUCCAGGUGUCCGAGGCGCUGAUGGGCCUGAAAGUGAAGCCUCCGACCUCCAGGCUGCAGGGACUUCCUGUUUGUGGCGACCUGUCUGGACCGGCGCAGAAGAAUCUGGAGGUGAGUGACUGGCUCCCUGCAGCUCCAGGUCCAAACAUCGCCUUCAAAGCCCGUUGGUUCCGACUCGCGGUCCGGCUUGGCCCGUUAGAAACAGAAAACAUGCAGCAGACGCCGCGCAUUCCUGAGCCCAUUCCACAAAGCACAAGAACUUCCUUUAAUUCUUCGACCCCCGGCGACGGAGCCAGGGCACAUCCUGUUGUCCUCGCGCCGCUUCCUGCAGCGCGCGGCUCCAUCUUCCACGCUGGUUGCCACGGCGACGGGGAAACAGUGCGGCAGUACCGGCGGAGCGGCCCGCUUGGCUCGGGUCUGGAUGUUCCUGGCGUCCGUUUGCAGGCCACUGCUAAUCAGAGGGAGUUUCAAGUGUUUGGGUUCAGAACCUGUUUACCGGACAGAACCGGGUUCAUACCGGGUCAGAACCAGAACACUGCUAAAGUAUCGACACCCUGUCCCAACUUUCAGGGUUCAUUGGGAUCAAAUGUGGGAAAAACACAUUAA